This is a messenger RNA of Trichoderma virens Gv29-8, 459 nucleotides long. RefSeq lists its product as uncharacterized. Gene Ontology annotation, molecular function: protein tyrosine phosphatase activity. Bases 1 to 459 code for a protein of 152 amino acids. The record is from RefSeq and is a predicted model, not a curated record. The transcript is spliced from 3 exons. Lineage: Eukaryota; Fungi; Ascomycota; Sordariomycetes; Hypocreales; Hypocreaceae. Gene Ontology annotation, cellular component: nucleus; cytoplasm.
AUGGAUACACCUGAAGCGCCAUGGCACGCCGCCUUUCCCGCGCCAAGGAAACAGGAGCCCGGGACAAUGACGCGGGGAGAAGUUCUCAAAAUGAUGAGGGAUGGCGGAAGCGUGGCAGGGAAAGAUUACUUGCUGGUUGAUCUGAGGAGGACUGACCAUCAAGGAGGCACCAUCCGGGGCUCUAUCAAUCUUCCUGCGCAAAGCUUGUACCCAGCCCUACCAACAGUUUACAAUAUGAUCAAAGCCGCCGGAAUUUGCAGGGUUAUAUGGUAUUGCUCAUCCUCCCGUGGCCGGGGCACACGUGCUGCUUGUUGGUUUAGUGAUUACCUAGAAGAGAAAGGAGAUGAGAGUAUCCAGAGCCUCAUUCUACUCGAGGGACUCAAGGGAUGGGCUAAAGGAGGUCCUGAAUAUGUAAAUUGGGUUGAUGGCUAUGAAAAAACUUACUGGGAAACCCAGUAA